CACACACACACACACACACACACACACACACACUCUCUCUCUCUCACACACACACACACUCAGACAGACAGACAGACAGAACUGUGCUGAGCAGCAGAACCGAGCCGCUCGCGUCUGAUUCAGAAACCGAGGGAAGAUCCAACAUCCGGAUCCGGUGACAGUCAGAAAUGCAGCGGUCAGCGGUGGUUUUUGUUCUGGCGUUCUCGGCGGCCGCCUGGGCUCUGGAUAACGGGCUGAUGAGGACCCCGCCGAUGGGCUGGUUAGCCUGGGAGCGUUUCCGCUGUAACACGGACUGUCUGAACGACCCGGACAACUGCAUCAGCGAGAAGCUGUUCAUGGACAUGGCCGACCGGCUGUCGGAGGACGGCUGGAGAGAGCUGGGAUACGUCUACAUCAACAUCGACGACUGCUGGUCCUCGAAGCUGAGAGACGGUCAGGGCCGACUGCAGGCCGACCCCAAGAGGUUUCCGCGGGGCAUCCCUCACCUGGCGCAGUACGUCCACGACCGCGGCCUGAAGCUGGGCAUCUACGGAGACAUGGGCACCUACACCUGCGGAGGAUAUCCAGGAACCACUCUGGACAAGAUCGAGACGGACGCCCAGACCUUCGCUGACUGGGGCAUCGACAUGCUGAAGCUGGACGGAUGCUACUCCAACUCAUCGUACCAGGAGCAAGGCUACCCAAUGAUGUCAAAGGCCCUGAACGCUACGGGCCGUCUCAUUGGCUACUCCUGCAGCUGGCCCGCCUACCAGGGUGGCCUCCCGCCGAAGGUGAACUACUCUCUUCUGGGUGAGAUCUGUAAUCUGUGGAGGAACUACGAUGAUAUCCAGGACUCGUGGGACAGUGUUCUGAGCAUCGUCGACUGGUUCUUUGAUAAUCAGGACGUUCUGCAGCCCGCCGCCGGACCGGGACGCUGGAACGACCCCGACAUGCUGAUCAUUGGAGACUUCGGCCUCAGCAUGGACCAAUCACGUGCUCAGAUGGCGCUGUGGGCGAUCAUGGCCGCCCCUCUCUUCGUGUCUAACGAUCUCCGUACGGUCAGCAGCGGCGCUCGAGCGAUCCUGCAGAACAAGAUGGCCAUCGGCAUCAAUCAGGACCGGCUGGGCAUCCAGGGCAGACGUCUGCUCAAGGAGAAGAGCGGGGUCGAGGUGUUCUGGAGGCCCCUGGCCAAAGGCUCCAGCGCUCUGGUGUUCUUCAGCAGGAGAUCUGAUAUGCCUUAUCGCUAUACAACCUCUCUGAAGGAGCUGAGCUACAAAACUGGAGUGUAUGAGAUGUACGACGUGUUUUCGGAGCAGCUCCUGCCUCAGGUGAAGGACAGCACAGAGUUUGUGGUGUCCAUCAAUCCGUCCGGGGUGGUCAUGUGGUACGUCAGUCCUGUGGCCAAGUGGCAGAAGGAGGCGGAGCCUAGGCACUUCAGUGAGAAGCUGACUGGGCCAAAGUUCCACCAGCAUGCAAAUGAGGUCGACGCCCCUCUGGUGCUCUGAGCUCCGCCCACCAGAAUCCAACGACACACUCAGGGAUCUUUAGCCAAUCGAAUGUGCCUACGAUCAUUUGAUCAGCUUUCCAAAUGUUUUCUAGUGUAAUUUUAUAGCUCCAUUUCUACUGAAUGACACGGGAUGGGAUUGAAUGUGUUUUUGCACUGACUUUAACGAGGUCUCAUUUGUGCACAUUCAAGUUUGAAGUCCUUUUAUAAAUCAAGAUGUUCAAAUUAUGAUGCUUUUGUGGAGGUGUACUACAGUUUUUGAACUCAAAUAAACACUUGAUCUAAAUGACAGAA
Molecule: messenger RNA, 1777 nt
Organism: Puntigrus tetrazona (Sumatra barb)
Lineage: Eukaryota; Metazoa; Chordata; Actinopteri; Cypriniformes; Cyprinidae
Gene: naga
Product: N-acetylgalactosaminidase, alpha
Exons: 10
Coding region: 168-1484 (438 amino acids)
Biological process (GO): glycosylceramide catabolic process; oligosaccharide metabolic process; glycoside catabolic process
Cellular component (GO): cytoplasm
Molecular function (GO): alpha-galactosidase activity
Source: RefSeq, a predicted model, not a curated record